AUGUUUUAUAUUGGUUAAACAAUUAGUCAAUUUGAAAGAGAGUGUGUUUUUCGAUUAAUUUAAAUAAUGUUUGGUCGGUAACAAUUGAGAUCGUAUUUUAAUUUCUAUAUUCCAGUUAUCCCACUGAGUCAUCUGAGUUCAUAGAGUAUAAGGCGAAUAACCGUAUGUAUGCGUAGGUGUUGGCUACAACUAGAGAAUCUAAAGAAUCAGGAAUGUUAUCAAAAUUAGUCACAUUGAGAGAAUAGUAAAUGGAAAAUAUAAAUGAAUAGAAUUUCAACUAUAGGUAGUCCUCGUACAACAGUAAAGACAUCAAGAGGAAUGUCUGAACAUGUAGGAGUAAUAUCUCCACGUUCUUUUGGUAGAAGAUUGGAUGAGAAAUUGCCUAUGAAAGAAUUGGGAGAGAUUGCAAAUUACUUUAAUACAUUGAGAGCCGAAUAAGCAAAAACAUUAUCAAAAAAUUAUGUGAAUGAAAUGGUGCGUUUGUAGUAGUGUAUUGAGAAGAAGUUGAAAAGAUGAUGUU
Molecule: messenger RNA, 520 nt
Organism: Paramecium pentaurelia
Lineage: Eukaryota; Ciliophora; Oligohymenophorea; Peniculida; Parameciidae
Source: the annotation of a GenBank genome assembly